Molecule: messenger RNA, 405 nt
Organism: Podospora anserina S mat+
Lineage: Eukaryota; Fungi; Ascomycota; Sordariomycetes; Sordariales; Podosporaceae
Exons: 1
Coding region: 1-405 (134 amino acids)
Source: RefSeq, a predicted model, not a curated record
AUGGCACCCAACAAACCGCCCGCAAUGAAAAGCGACCUGUCAUUUCUGGUUUCCUAUGACACGACCAGCAAGGUGGAAAGCUUCCUCGACAAGCUUCUUCCGGCAGGAAAAGAAUAUGAAAGGAUGGACCUGAUCACCCAUGACUGGCGAGCCUCUUUCAAAUCAUUUCGAAAGAUGAAGAAGAAUAACGUGGGCGAGAACAGCAUGGGCGAGAACAACACUGAGGGGAACAACACACAGGAGAACAACACGCAGGAGAACAACACCAAGCAGAACCACAACACCAGCCAGUCCGGCCGCGUCGGCCACUCCAUCCUCCGCCUCAUCUCCCUCACCACCGCCAUCGCCGGCCGUCAACCCGGCUCCUACGACGUAGCAUCAAAACCCGGCAUAACCGGCACCUGA